GGUCCAGUGGCGAUGUUACUUCUCUUAUUACAGUAUUGUUAACGGAACAGUUUUGCCUGUGGGUGUCUGCAGAUGGUUCGUAAGCAACACAGAUUUUGACGUUACAGGAGUCAUCUCGCGUUCGCCUGUACAAAACUUAGCUCAGAGUUUUAGCAAAUAACGCGUCAGCUAAGCCGUGCGAGGCUGCAACAUUUCGGUUCCAAAUUCAGACCAAGCAGUAUUCUAAGUUGGAACUAUGUCACCAGAACAGCAGGCAGUGGAGACGGCAAGGAAGGCCUUCCUCACGGGCAGGUCUAAGCCCCUGGAGUACAGAAUCACUCAGCUGAAGUCACUACAGCGUUUCAUCGUGGAGAGGCAGAAGGACAUCAACGCCGCUCUCAAGAAAGACCUCAACAAGAGCGAGCUUGGAACGCCCUUGUACGAAACUUUGGGCCUGGAGGGGGAGAUUUUGUUAGCGGUGAACAAGCUGGCGGAGUGGGCGGCGCCUCGGCCGGUGGAGAAGAACCUGCUCACCCUCUCGGACCAGGUGUUUAUCCAGCCGGAGCCCCUGGGAGUGGUGCUCAUCAUCGGGGCCUGGAACUAUCCCUGGGCCGUCACCAUCCAGCCCCUCAUAGGGGCCAUCGCUGCAGGUAAUGCUGCUGUGGUGAAACCGUCAGAAGUUAGUGCUCACACCUCCAAAGUGAUGGAGGAGCUGCUCCCCCUUUACUUAGACAAGGAGAUGUACCCGGUGGUGACAGGUGGCAUCCCAGAGACACAGGAGCUGCUGAGGCAACGCUUUGACCACAUCUUCUACACGGGGAACAGCACCGUGGGAAAACUGGUGAUGGAGGCGGCUUCACGCCACCUCACCCCCGUCACCCUGGAGCUGGGGGGCAAGAGCCCCUGCUACAUCGACAAGGACUGCGACCUGUCCAUCGCCUGCCGCCGGAUCACCUGGGGCAAGUUCACAAACUGUGGCCAGACCUGCAUCGCCCCCGACUACAUCCUCUGUGAGCCCAGCAUCCAGGACCGAGUGAUUGAGGAGAUCCGCAAGAGCAUCAAGGAGUUCUACACCGAAGACCCCAAGGCCUGCGAGGACUACGGACGCAUCAUCAACCAGAGACACUUUAAGAGGGUGAUGGCCAUGAUGGCAGACAGUACAACAGCUGUAGGGGGAGACCAUGACGAGUCGCAGUGCUACAUCGCUCCCACAGUUCUGAGGGAUGUGAAGCCAGAUGCCAAGGUGAUGCAGGAGGAGAUCUUUGGCCCCCUGUUGCCCAUACUGACGGUGAGCGGGUUGGACGAGGCCAUCCGCUUCAUCAACGACCGAGAGAAGCCCCUGGCCCUCUAUAUCUUCUCUCCUGAUAACAAGCUGAUCAAGCAGGUUAUAGCCGAGACGUCCAGCGGUGGAGUGCUGGCCAACGACUGUCUGGUGCACUACUCUGUCAGUGCUCUGCCCUUCGGAGGAGUGGGUAAUAGUGGGAUGGGCUGUUACCAUGGGAAACACAGCUUUGACCAACUGAGCCACCUGCGGGGCUGUCUCAUUAAGUCCCUGGGCAUGGAGGGGGUCAACAAUAUGCGGUACCCCCCCCACACGGCCAAGAAGCUGGGCUGGGCCCGGUUCUUCAUCCUGAAGCAAGUGGACCUUGGCCGCGUGGGCCGCAUGGCGCUGUUCUCCCUGCUCAUCGUGAUCGCCGCUGCCGUGCUCCAGAGGUAUCUGCAGUGAAGCUGCAGUAGAACUGCGCAGAUGGAUGUCCUUGUGAGUUGCUGGGGCAGAUACGGGUCUCGCCUGCGCAGUGGAAAGAUUGGGGACCAGCUGCUGCCUUAAUUACACUAACCUUUCGGAAAAAACAAGAGCAGAAGAGCUCAACAAUCUUUUGAAGUGCAUAGUUUUUUACCAUUAUUUGCCAUGCUGCAAAUGGCUGAGGACUUAUGAUCUGCUGGUAAUUUUCAAUGUGUACUAAUUUGUCAUGUAAUCAGUGGUUACCUUAUAUGUGGCACCACAGCGAGUACAUUAUUUGCAUUAACCUGUUAGUUGAGGUUUAUCAUGUAUUUUUAAAGCCAUUUAUUUCCAUUAUACUCCUAAUGGAUUUGGUUUUAAUGAAGGAAACAAACAGGGCUAAUAGCCUGAUGGUUUUUUUGUAAUGCUUUUUGCAUUAUGGUGGUUAAUAGCGUUACAGCAAGGACACUGUAUGAAGUCACGCAACAAUGGUGUCAUCACAUUUCAAAGCUCUGGUUCCCUGAUGAAAUGUGCUCAGCUAGCCUGGCUGACUUCCUGUCAUGAGACUGGAGGACUUCCACUCGUCGUGCCAAAGUUCCUCCAGUCAUCAUUCUGGAGGUCUUCCCAUAAUCGCCAGUCAGGGAGCAUGUCAUCAGAGCACUGGAAUCAGUGCAUAAUGAAGGACUGCAAUGAAUGAGAAUCAGGUCAAGUCUUCCAACUGAAGAAAACCAAGCUUUUCACAGUAGAUGGCUGUGCGAUUUCAAACCUGCUGUCAUGUAGCAUGUACAAGGUGUAUCAUAAUAUGCCAGAGGAACUUUUUAAGCUAGGCAGUAUGUCGCCUUUUGAAUAAUGCUCCCAUU
Molecule: messenger RNA, 2559 nt
Organism: Megalops cyprinoides (Indo-Pacific tarpon)
Lineage: Eukaryota; Metazoa; Chordata; Actinopteri; Elopiformes; Megalopidae
Gene: aldh3a2b
Product: aldehyde dehydrogenase 3 family, member A2b
Exons: 11
Coding region: 236-1705 (489 amino acids)
Biological process (GO): aldehyde metabolic process
Cellular component (GO): cytoplasm
Molecular function (GO): aldehyde dehydrogenase (NAD+) activity
Source: RefSeq, a predicted model, not a curated record